Molecule: messenger RNA, 444 nt
Organism: Trichoderma aggressivum f. europaeum
Lineage: Eukaryota; Fungi; Ascomycota; Sordariomycetes; Hypocreales; Hypocreaceae
Exons: 1
Coding region: 1-444 (147 amino acids)
Source: RefSeq, a predicted model, not a curated record
AUGCAGAUCACCAAGACUCUGGUCGCUACCCUCUUUGCCGCUUCUACCGCCUUUGCGGCUCCCACGCCCGCGGACAAGUCCAUGAUGGCCGCCGUUCCCGAGUGGACAUUCACCAACUUGAAGCGAGUGUGCAACGCCGGCAACACCUCCUGCACCUGGACCUUUGGCGUUGACACCCAUCUCGCCACCGCCACCUCAUGCACAUACACUGUCAAGGCCACUGCCAACGCUUCUCAGGCCAGCGGCGGCCCUGUUACUUGCGGCCCUUACACCAUCACAUCCAGCUGGAGCGGACAGUUUGGCCCUAACAACGGCUUUACCACCUUUGCUGUCACCGACUUCUCCAAGAAGCUCAUCACCUGGCCUGCUUACACCGAUGUCCAAGUUCAGGCCGGCAAGGUUGUUUCGCCCAACCAGAGCUACGCCCCGGCCAACCUGCCAUAA